This is a messenger RNA of Drosophila simulans, 1135 nucleotides long. RefSeq names its product seminal metalloprotease 1. The record is from RefSeq and is a predicted model, not a curated record. NCBI's taxonomy places the organism in Eukaryota, Metazoa, Arthropoda, Insecta, Diptera, Drosophilidae. The coding region runs from base 66 to 827 and encodes 253 amino acids. Gene Ontology annotation, molecular function: metalloendopeptidase activity; zinc ion binding. Gene Ontology annotation, biological process: proteolysis. The transcript is spliced from 2 exons.
GACUUAAACAACGCUCGUGCAUUGAACUGCCCAGACAGUAUUGAAUUGAAAGUCUAGCCGCCAAUAUGUACUAUUACAGUGUAUUACUUCUACUUCUGGUUGUAGUCAACGUCGCUUGGGCAGCUCCAUCCAUACGGACGGAAACCGAUCCGGAGCUGACAGCUGGAUAUAUUGAGGGUGAUAUGGUGCCCAGUGGAUCCUCGAGAAAUAUUUGGCGCAACGAAACCUAUAGAUGGCCCAAUCGCAUUAUUUAUUAUCAUAUUAAUAGCUAUAUUGAUGAAGAACAUCGUAACCACAUCGUGAGCGCUAUUCAGAAAAUCGAAUCCAUUUCGUGCCUGACCUUCAAAGAGGCCACCACUGAUCAGAAGUAUUAUGUAAAUGUGACCUCCGAGGAGGGCGGUUGUUACUCCUACAUCGGUUAUCUGAACCGAGUUCAACAACUGAAUCUCCAGAAUAAUGAAAUAGGCGUCGGUUGUUUCCGUUUGUAUACGAUUGUACAUGAGUUCCUGCACGCUCUUGGAUUUUUCCAUCAGCAGAGUGCCGCCGAUCGGGAUGAUUAUGUGCAAAUUGUGGAGGAAAAUAUCACCGAAGGCAUGGAGUUUAACUUUGAUAAAUAUACCGAGGAAACCGUCAACGAUUUUGGUGAGAAAUACGACUAUGGCAGCGUAAUGCACUAUGGUCCCUAUGCAUUUUCCAAGAACGGCGAAAGGACAAUUGUGGCUUUGGAGGAAGGAAAGGAGGAUGUAAUUGGCCAAAGGCUGGAGCUUAGUGAAACCGAUAUCAGAAAGCUGAAUGCCAUGUACAAAUGCCCCACCGUCAAAGAAUGAGUUUUUUUUUUAUCAUAUCUCCGUUCGGAAAUUUCUGCAGGCUUUUGCAACGUAAUGAUGAUAAAUUUCAUUCUAUUAUUGUCACCUUUACUCGCGAUAUAUAAAUAUAAAUAUAAUCUCUUUUUUGUGUUGACAAAUGCAAUUAGGAGAAUGCUCGUCGCUGUCAUUUGCUUCCGGAUUAAUUUUGACACUGAUUUUCUUUAUUUCGGGGUGGGAAGGCGUUGUAAUUUUGAUUGAGUCUUGGGGUGUUGCAAGAUGAAAUUGCGCAAAGGUAGGGAACAUGGUUGGUUAGCCUUUGUUAUGUGGGA